Molecule: messenger RNA, 10207 nt
Organism: Syzygium oleosum
Lineage: Eukaryota; Viridiplantae; Streptophyta; Magnoliopsida; Myrtales; Myrtaceae
Exons: 25
Coding region: 67-9756 (3229 amino acids)
Cellular component (GO): cytoplasm
Source: RefSeq, a predicted model, not a curated record
CUUGCGUGAGGGUGUGGGCGCAUUUAAUGUUUCUUCUCUCCGAUUGAUAGCUGGCGGAAUUCGGGAAUGGAGUAUCCCCUCGGCAGUCGUGCUCCGGCGGUGCUGCAGCUGCAGAAAUGGAGCCCGUCUCGGGCCGAGCUCAACCUGUCGGAGUUUCGCGAGGCUUUUAUGUCCCCUACGCGGCGGCUGCUGCUGCUGCUCUCGUAUCAGUGCGAAGCCGCGCUCCUUCCUCUGCUUAGAGGGAACUCGAAUAUCGUAAAUUAUUCAGAGUGUUGUGGCGACGAUGGGACUUCUCAGGAUCAUGGUUCUUCACCUUUGACAGAACAUAAUACGUCAAACUUAGGGAAUGAUUUGCCAUCCACAUCUGGACAGGCAACAGAAUGCGAUGUUGAGUUUUUUUAUCGUAGUAGCUUUCCCGGAGAUGGUAGCUGUCCAUUUAUUUCAGAUGUAACUUCACUGGCUUGGGGUGCAUGUGGUGACACUUAUAGUCAUCACCAGGAUACUCCAUUCAAGGAAUUUCUUUUUGUUUCUGGGAGACGGGGGGUGACGGUUCAUGCUUUUUGUCAACAUGAUAAGCCCAGUGAAAGAACUAAAUUUAUGCCGGAGUCUAAAUUUGGGGAAGGAAGGUGGAUGGAAUGGGGCCCUUGUGCUUCGACUGCUCAAACUACAGAGCCUUCUAGCUCAUCACUUGAGGUCUCUGGAGAUUGCACUGAGCGAAUUGAAAAAACGACGGGUGAUACUCACAAAGGCUCUGCUAAUGAUGGGUCAUCAAGCAACAUGCUUUCAAAGAGGUGGUUGCGGUCCUUCUUUACCAGAGUUGAAACUGUGGAAUCAGAUGGUAACAUUUGGAUCCAGUUUCCUUCGGGGCUGUCAUAUCCUUACUCUGCUGAGGUUGUUUCUUUUACCAUUUUUGACAAUAAUUUCUCAUCUCCCGAUGCUGUUUCCAAUGGUCAAUAUGUUGGAGACGCCAAAGAUAUUCAACCUGAAACAAUUCUUGAUCCACUUGAUGAUGCAUCCGUAAAUUCCAGCCCUAAUUUUCUCUCCGAUAGAUUAUCCAAAUUUUUAGGUGUCAGCCUUGACUGUCGCUAUUGUUGUUCCAAAGUUUUCUCCAGCAAUUCGCAUUACUUGAUUGGGUUUGUCUUAACAUCAGAAGAUUAUAGUUCAAUUAGCAGCAGUGAUGCCAGUGAAAGAUUGGGGAGCAGAACUUUCAUUGUUGUUCUCAGAUUAGCUAGUUUGGGAAUUGAGUGGGUUUCCUCGGUAAAGCUUGGGGAACAUUUAACCAUGGACCUGCCUGGUGUGUGGACAGACUUUUGCUUUUCUGAUAGUCUAGUUGUUUGCCUUGCUGCUUCUGGCUUAAUCUGUUUUUAUGCAGCGAUAUCUGGUGAGUACGUGAGAAGUUUAGAUAUCAUGCAAGCUUGUGGAGUAAGUUCUCAGUUGAACUCCUUUCAGCAAGAAAAUAUCCACCUGGGCAGUAAACCACAAGUCAAACCAGUUGAGACUUUUGAAGAGAUGACCCACAAAAGCAGUCAUCUUAAUGUCAAAAAGAAGUUUACAAGGCUAGUUGCUGCUUCAUACACAUCUCUAUUAGCUGCAGUUGAUGAAAAUGGUGUGAUAUAUGUAGUAUCUGCUGCCAAUUUUUUACCAGCCGAAUACUAUUCGAAUCCUCUGCUUCCGCCACAUAUUCAUCAGUUGGGGAUACUAGUUGGGUGGGAGGUUGGUGGUUUUGACAUAGGGCAUUCGUUGGUUUAUCCUAGUGUUUCAAGAAUGCAACAUAGAAACAACGGGAGUAAGGAGCUUCGGAAAUGCCAGAACUGGUAUUCGAGUGGGAUGAGAAGCCAGCAUGACUCAUCUUUGACUGGAUCUGGCACUUCAAUGAUAGCAUAUGAGAGUUCUCAUAGCUUAAGCUUAAAAUCGAAGUGCAGGCGCACAGUCUUUCUUCCCAUGAAUGGUUUUAAAGAGGAUGACUGCAUAAGUUUGUCUCCUCUGGGAAUUACUAGGCUAGCUAAAAAGCACACGUUGAAGCAAGAUGGUUGUCAAAUUAUGCAUUGUGAUCUUCAAGUGGAUUUUGUUGUUUGUAACAACCAUUGUAUGAAUACCAAGACCAAGCCUUUCAAUCCCCAAGUGAGUAAAGGGGGUUUCUUUGGAGAAGCAGUUGGCUGCACUUUCCAGGGAUGUCUGUAUUUGGUGACACAGCAUGGUCUUUCAGUAGUUCUUCCCUCAACUUCAGUUUCACCAAAUAUGCUUCCUAAAUCUAUAGGAUAUAAGUUCAGAAGUAAUGAUGGAGGCGCUCUAGAUGAAGCUGGUAAUUGUUUGGGAAUUGAAGAAAGAUAUCGGUUUUGGUCACCCUGGAAACUUGAUGUUUUGGAUAGAGUCAUUCUGUAUGAAGGCCCAAGAGUGGCAGAUCGCUUAUGCUUAGAGAAUGGAUGGGACUUGAAAGUUUCUCGAAUACGGCAAUUACAACUAGCAUUGGACUAUUUGAAAUUUGAUGAACUAGAGAGAUCCCUAGAUAUGCUUGUGGGUGUCAAUCUCUCGGAAGCAGGCAUUUUGAGAAUAAUCUUCCAGGCUGCUUUUUUGAUGUAUGGAAAAGUUGGCAGUGAUAUGGAUGUAGCUGUGGCAUCAAAGCUUCUAGCAUUGGCUUCUUCCUUCGCUACCAAACUGAUUCGAACAUAUGGUUUGCCACAGCAGAAGAAACAUGCUUACAUGUUAGAGGGCUGUGACAGUGAAGUACUUCCUCCCUCCCCUCUAGCGGAGGAAGUGCAAAGUGAAAUGAAAAAAUCAAAAAGGCUUAAUGAGAUGGCAUAUUUUCUGGAGAUCAUUCGGAAUUUGCAAGGACAACUUGCUGCAAAACUUCAAAGGCCAGGCCAAGGAUUGGUGGAUGUGGGGGAAGCAUCGAGUUUGGUGGAUGCAGAGCUAUCUACUGAUGAAUCUGGACUUUCAGUUGUCCCGGCAAGUUCAAUGUCCCUUAGAGCAUCUAACCACCAUGAUGUUUCUCUACCGGCUGCAGUCCUGGAUUUUGGAAAUAAUGAAAGUCUUGCUUUGACACUGGACUCUUUGGAUUCUAGAGUCCUCACGAAUUUAGAUGACACACGUGAUACAUCUUCCAUUGUAACCCGAGUGGUUGAGGGAGAGAUUCCUAGAAGGAAUCUUCUUCCCUUGGAAAAUCCCAAUGAGAUGGUGAGACGCUGGAAAAUGGACAAUCUUGAUCUUAAGACUGUGGUCAGAGAUGCUCUUUUUUCAGGUCGUCUCCCCUUAGCUGUUCUUCAGUUGCACCUCCAUCACUCAAUAGAUCUGAUCGGUGAGAACGAGCAUCAUGAUACUUUCAAUGAAGUUCGUGAAGUUGGAAGGGCUAUUGCAUAUGACUUGUUUCUUAAGGGUGAAACAAGACUUGCUGUAGCAACGCUUCAAAGGCUUGGAGAAGACAUAAAAACCUGCCUGAAGGAAUUACUUUUUGGCACCGUGAGGAGAUCUCUCCGAGUGCAGAUUGCGGAGGAGAUGGAAAGAUGUGGUUAUUUGCGAGGCAAUGAGUUGAAGAUAUUGGAAACAAUAGCGUUAAUUGAGAGGCUAUAUCCCAGCAGUUGUUUCUGGAAAACAUUUCUUGGCCGGAGGGACCAAAUGGAGAAUGCAGUAGAGCAAACUAAUAUGCAAUUGUUGCUCUCACCUAUGUUCGUCAAUAUUACCAUUGAGUGUGGUGAGAUCGAUGGAGCUGUCAUAGGUUCAUGGGUGAAUGUUGGUGGUAAUUCUUUAGAUCCUGUGGUUAAUGAAGAGAGUGUUCAUGGUGGAUAUUGGGCUGCUGCAGCUGUUUGGUCUAGCAUCUGGGAUCAGAAAACUGUAGAUCGGAUUGUACUCGAUCAGCCUUUUGUGAUGGGGGUUCAUUGUCUUUGGGACUCGCAACUUGAGUACCACAUCUCCCAUAAUGAAUGGGAGGAGGUUGCCAGACUGUUGGACUUGAUGCCUUCAUCUGCAGUAUGUGACGGAAGACUACAAAUCACUUCUCAUGAUUUGCAGCCUAGCACUACAGAUGGAUAUAGCAAGCAAGUUUCUUACCAUGUUGAUGAUUUAUUCUCUCCCGAUGAAAUGGAUGACCCCUGCAUCAAUGUACCAGGUGUUAAGAUUUUCAGGUUUUCAGCAGAUAUGAUGUGUUCUAUGUGGGUAAAAAUGCUCAUUGAGCCAGAGCUUGCAAAAAGGUUUAUUUUCUUAAGAGAGUACUGGGAAGACACAUGGAACAUAGUGCCUCUCCUGGCUCGUUCAAGCUUCAUUACGAGAAAGUAUCAUACUCCAUUAGAGAGUGGUUCCUAUGAGAUCCAGUCAAAGGUUAAUGCCUUCAAUGCCAGAGAAACUUGUCUUACUGAUUCUAUUCAAAAUUUGCAUAAGGUCAUUGCACGUCAUUGUGCUCAGUACAACUUGCCGGAUUUUCUGGACCUUUAUCUUGAUCAUCACAUGCUUGGUUUGGAUAGUGAAUCCCUCGAUCCAUUGCUGGAAGCUGUAGGCGAUUGUCAAUGGGCGAGGUGGUUGCUCUUUGCUAGAGUUAAAGGGUGUGAAUAUGAAGCAUCAUUUUCUAAUUCUCGUGCGAUAGUAACUCCCAGUUUAUCUCCUGGUAGUAAUCUGAAUGUUUUGGAGACGCACUCUGUCAUUCGUACUGUUGAUGAGAUUGCAGAAGGAGGGGGAGAAUUGGCUGCUAUUGCAACUCUUAUGUACGCCCCUAUCCCCAUUCAAAACUGCUUGAGCACAGGCAGUGUUAAAAGGCAGAGUACUUCCUCGCAAUGCACAUUGGAGAACCUUCGACCUAGCUUGCAACAUUUUCCUACUUUGUGGCGCACCCUUGUAGGGGCAUGUUUAGGGCAAGAUGUGAAUUGCAAUCUUCCUGGAAGUAAAGUAAGAAAUGUGUUUGGAUGUUCAGCUUUAUCAGACUAUUUAAGUUGGCGCGAGCAUAUAUUUUUCUCCACUGGCCGUGAUACUUCACUCAUGCAAAUGUUACCUUGCUGGUUUCCCAAGGUCGUGAGGAGACUAGUACAGCUAUACAUCCAGGGUCCUCUUGGAUGGCAGUCACUAACGAUGCCAUCCACUUCUGAGUAUUUACUGCAUAGAGAUGAUCUUUUCAUAAAUGGAAAUGAACUUGCUCAGGUUAGUGCUAUCAGUUGGGAAGGAACCAUUGAAAAGCACAUUAAAGAGGAACUCUAUGAUUCUUCACUUAAGGAAACUGGACUUGGCCUUGAGCACCACUUACAUCGUGGGCGUGCAUUGGCUGCAUUUAACCACCUUCUUGGUGCUAGAGUCCGGAAGUUGAAGUUGGAAAGACAAUCGGGUGCUUCAGUACAUGGACAAGUCAAUGUUCAGUCGGAUAUUCAGAGACUGCUUGGCCCCGUUACUCAAAAUGAAGAGUUGCUUCUUGCACCUGUGAUGCCACUUGCUAUCAUGCAUUUUGAGGAUCCUAUGUUGGUUGCUUCCUGUGCAUUUUGCUUGGAGCUUUGUGGUUUAUCUGUUAGUAUGCUCCGAGUUGAUGUUGCUGCUUUGCGAAGAAUAUCUUCUUUUUACAAGUCUAGCGAGAAUUAUGAGGACUAUAGACAGCUGUCUCCCAAAGGUUUGGCUUUUCAUGUAACACCACAAGGAGCAGAUUUAACAGAAUCACUUGCUCGGGCACUGGUGGAUGAUUAUCUGCACAAUGAUAGCGCAAGCAUCACUAAACAAAAGGAUGUUGCAGAUUUGGUUGAUGGUAAGAGACCAUCACGACCUCUCAUGCUUGUCUUAAAGCAUCUGGAAAAGGCUAGUCUCCCGCUGAUGGUAGAUGGAAGGACUUGUGGGUCUUGGCUCAGAAGUGGUGGAGGUGAUGGAGCUGACUUAAGAUCAGAACAAAAAGCUGCCAGCCAAUGCUGGAAUCUAGUCACAGCUUUCUGCCAGAUGCAUCAACUUCCAUUGAGCACAAGAUACCUUGCACUGUUGGCAAGAGAUAAUGAUUGGGUCGGGUUCUUGUCUGAAGCUCAGGUUGGAGCAUACCCCUUUGAUGUUGUAGUUCAAGUUGCAUUGAAGGAAUUUAGUGACCCUCGACUCAAGCUUCAUAUAUUAACUGUGAUGAAAAACAUGCAGUCAAGAAAAAAAGCUGGCUUGUCAUCACAUUCUGAUACUGAAGAAAAGGGGAGCGGAAUUUCUUGUUCAGAUGAAAACAUGUAUAUUCAUGUCGAACUGUUCAGGAUCCUUGCAGAUUGUGAAAAGCAGAAGAAACCUGGGGAGGCUCUUUUGGUCAAAGCAAAAGAGUUGUCAUGGUCUAUAUUGGCAACUAUAGCCUCUUGCUUCCCAGAUGUGACUCCAUUUUCCUGCCUAAGAGUUUGGCUGGAAAUUACUGCAGCAAGGGAAACUUCAUUGGUCAAGGUCAGCAAUAUGACUUCGCACAUUGCAAAUAAUGUGGCAGCAGCCGUGAAAGCUUCUAAUUCCCAGCCAACAGAAGAUAGAGCUCUUACAUUUCAUUAUAAUAGAAGCAAUCCCAAGCGUAGGCGGGUCAUGGAACCUGUACCUGUUGAUCUAUCAGCCCCAGUUGGUGAAUCAUCAAAUGUUUUCUCCAAGGAAAUGACGUUUAUUGAUCAGGGCAUUAGCCCUAUGGGGGAAAGGAAAGGUGAAGUAGUUACAGACAAAGUUUCUACCGUAUGUGAUGAAGGACCUACUUCUUUGUCAAAGAUGGUCGCCAUGCUUUGUGAGCAAGGACUGUUCUUGCCUUUGCUAAGGGCAUUCGAAAUGUUCCUUCCUUCGUGCUCUUUAUUACCUUUUAUCCGUGCUCUGCAGGCAUUCUCUCAGAUGCGCUUAUCUGAAGCUUCAGCGCAUUUGGGUUCCUUUUCUACCCGAGUCAAGGAAGAACCGACGACCUUACAGACUAGUAUGAAAAAAGAAGAGAAUAUAGCAAGCUCAUGGAUAAGUUCUACUGCUGUAACAGCUGCGAAUGCUGUCCUUUCUACUUGUCCAUCUCCAUAUGAAAAGAGAUGCUUACUACAACUUCUUGCAUCAACCGACUUUGGUGAUGGAGGAUCUGCGGCAGCAUACUAUCGACGGCUUUACUGGAAAAUCAACUUAGCUGAGCCCUUACUGCGGAAAGAUGACGUCCUGCAGCUUGGUAAUGAGACUCUAGAUGAUGCUUCUCUUUUAGCAGCACUAGAAAAGAAUGGUUACUGGGAGCAAGCACGAAAUUGGGCCAGACAGUUGGAUGCUAGUGGGGGACCUUUGAAAUCUUCUCUUCACCAUGUUACUGAAACUCAGGCUGAAUCUAUGGUGGCGGAGUGGAAAGAGUUCCUUUGGGAUGUUCCUGAAGAAAGAGUAGCUUUGUGGGGCCACUGCCAGACACUGUUCAUCAGACAUGCUUUUCCACCUUUACAGGCUGGAUCGUUCUUCCUUAAACACGCGGAAACUUUGGAGAAAGAUCUUCCAGCUAAGGAGCUUCAUGAGCUGUUGCUCCUUUCUCUGCAGUGGUUGAGUGGGAUGAUGACCCUUUCCCAUCCGGUUUAUCCAUUGCAUCUUAUAAGAGAAAUUGAAACUAGAGUGUGGCUGCUGGCAGUAGAAUCAGAAGCUCAAGUAAAAAGUGAAGGUGAGUCGAGUCCAUUUAGUCCAAGCCACGAUCCUGGGAUGGAUAGGGGUCCAGGCAUGGUUGACCGGACUGCAAUCAUCAUAGCGAAAAUGGAUAAUCAUAUGAAUAAUAUGACAAGUAGAACUGUUGAGAAGCAUGACUCAAAGGAAGGCGGGGGUUCAAAUCUUAAACACCAAGUACUGGACUCUGGCCUCUCGAACUUGGCAGGUGGCACUGCAAAGACAAGAAGGAGGGCAAAAAGCUCUGCACCAUUCAAACGGGCGGUAGUGGAUACCAUGGACAGCAUGGCUGAUUCUGAAGAUGGUAUCAGUAAUCUGAAUGCCAGGAAUGACCUGCAAUUACAGGAUGAGAACUCAAAAAUGGAGCUUCCAUUUUCAAGGUGGGAGGAAAGAGUAGGACAAGAAGAGCUGGAGAGGGCUGUUCUGCUGUUAUUAGAGUUUGGGCAAAUUAGUGCUGCAAAGCAACUCCAACAUAAGCUGUCACCAGGGCAUGCACCUUCAGAAUUUUUACUGGUUGAUACAGCUCUAAAGCUUGCAGCUGUCUCGACACCUUGUAGUGAAAUACCAUUGUCCAUGAUUGAUGAUGAAGUGAUUUCGGUGAUUCGAUCAUGCAGUAUUUUGGCUGACCAGCAGUAUCUCGACCCGCUUCAGGUCUUAGAGAGUUUAACAACCAUAUUUACUGAUGGUAGAGGACGGGGACUUUGUAAAAGGAUAGUAGCAGUUGUGAAAUCUGCUAAUGUGCUAGGUCUUUCAUUUUCGGAAGCUUUUGUGAAGCAGCCAAUUGAGGUCCUACAGCUGCUUUCUCUAAAAGCCCAAGAAUCAUUUGAGGAAGCAAAGCUCCUGGUCCAAACUCAUUUCAUGCCAGCUGCUAGUAUUGCCCAAAUUCUUGCUGAAUCAUUUUUAAAGGGGUUAUUGGCUGCACAUCGCGGUGGAUAUAUGGAGUCUCAAAAGGAGGAAGGACCAUCUCCUUUGUUGUGGAGAUUUUCCGACUUUCUUACAUGGGCUGAGCUAUGUCCUUCUGAACCUGAAAUUGGACAUGCGCUGAUGCGCCUGGUUAUUACUGGACAAGAAAUACCGCAUGCGUGUGAGGUGGAGCUUCUUAUUUUGUCUCAUCACUUCUACAAAUCAUCAGCAUGCCUGGAUGGAGUCGAUGUUCUUGUAGCCCUUGCUGCUACCAGGGUUGAUUCUUAUGUGUCUGAGGGUGAUUUUUCGUGUUUGGCUCGCCUAAUGACUGGAGUUAAAAACUUCCAUGCCCUUAAUUUUAUCCUUGGCAUUCUCAUCGAGAAUGGUCAGCUGGAUCUUCUUCUUCAGAAAUUUUCAACUGCUAUAGAUGCAAGUUCUGGUACUGCUACUGCUACUGCUAAGGUUACCAGAGGAUUCAGAAUGGCUGUCUUGACAUCAUUGAAGCAGUUCAAUUCAAACGACGUGGAUGCGUUUUCCAUGGUCUAUAACCACUUUGACAUGAGGCAUGAAACAGCUGCACUUUUGGAGGCACGAGCAGAGCAGUCUUCUCAACUGUGGUUCCAACGUCACGACAAAGACCAGAAUGAAGAUUUACUAGAUUCCAUGCGCUACUUCAUUGAAGCUGCAGAAGUUCUCUCGACAGUCGAUGCUGGAAAUAAAACAUUUAGGGCAUGCGCUCAGGCUUGUCUUGUUUCCCUCCAAAUCAGAAUGCCCGAUUUUCAGUGGCUCAACUGCAAUCCAACGAAUGCAAGGUAUGCACUGGCCGAGCAGUCUCGUUUCCAAGAAGCUCUAAUAGUUGCAGAAGCUUACGGUCUCAAUCAUCCGAGCGAGUGGGCACCGGUGCUCUGGAACAAGAUGCUAAAGCCAGAACUGACGGAAGAAUUCGUGGCCGAAUUCGUGGCCGUUCUUCCGCUUCAACCAUCGAUGCUUAUUGAGAUAGCGAGAUACUUCCGGGCUGAAAUGGCCGCUAGAGUCGAUCAGAAUCAAUUCUCGAUCUGGAUUACCGGUGGCGGUUUACCGGCAGAAUGGGCCAAGUACUUGGCGAGGUCGUUUAGAUGCUUGUUGAAGAGGACAAGGGACUUGCGGCUACGUGUGCAGAUGGCCACCACCGCAACAGGGUUUGGAGACGUCAUCGACGCAUGCACGAAGGCGAUGGAUAAAGUACCCGAAAACGCGGGUCCACUUGUAUUACGUAGAGGGCAUGGCGGUGCCUAUCUUCCCCUAAUGUGAACAAAACCGGCAUUGUCUAAUAGCCCAAGUAGGGUUCGCCCCGAGAAAAGGCCCGAGCGCGGGAAGCGGAGAAAACAGCGGACUAGGUGAACACUCUCUCUCGGGUGGACAUGGCUCAGAGAAACGGAGGCGGCUAAAAAAAAACAUUCUUUGAUAUUCUUUUUUCAAAUACAUUGGUGAGAAGAAAUGUACUAGGUUAGAUUAGGUCGAUUGAUCCUUGUAAAUUGAUUUUGGCUUGGCUAUUCCCUUUUGCCUGUAAUUUAAUUUUAAUUUUAAUUUUAAUUUUUUUUUGUAAUUGCUGCCAUUGAAUUUUUUUCCCCCCUCUCUGGCGCUUGGGCUUGUGGGUGUUACCGCCUUGUAUGAAUUUUUGUAAAGGGAUAGUGUAAAGGUAUUUUGAGACCUCCCAAAAAGGUUUAAAGAGACUUUUGCCUCUUUUUUGUUUAUCGCUGAA